UCGGCUUUGACAGUCAGUCUUGUCACACAUCCUUUCGAAAUAUGUUGGGUACGGACGACCACAGGGACAAUCUGAAACGGAACGGUUCAGGAAUGAAGCGUCCGUUCAGCCCAUCCUCUGUAUUGGAUAUGGAGGAGGACAGGAACGGGUUAGGAGUGGGGAUGGGGUUGACCCUGGACAGUGAGGCGUGCUGUGACCCCCAGGAGGAGGGGGUAGUCCUGGGGGAGCAGCCAGGACCAGGUGGGGGCGCCCUACCCUCCUCUGACCACAGCAGGCCCAAGAGGGAGAGGAAGCAGCGUAGCUACACACUGUGUGACGUGUGUAACAUCCAGCUCAACUCCCCAGCCCAGGCCCAGAUACACUACAACGGCAAGUCUCACCAGAAGAGACUCAAACAGAUAAGCAACGGGAAGAUCCAGCAUGGCAACACAGGCACCUCUGCCCAGGGCAACCCCCUCCUGGCCUCCCUGCCUGUCCCGGGACGGCCCCUGCAGCCCCACCUCGACCUCAAGCACUUCCUGCCCUUCAGGCUCAAUGGAUCGUCCCCCCUCAGCCUCUUCCCUAACUUCAGCACGAUGGACCCGGUGCAGAAGGCGGUGAUCAACCACACGUUUGGCGUCCCUCAGCCACUCAAGAAGAAACAGAUAAUCUCCUGCAAUAUCUGCCACCUGCGCUUCAACUCCACGAACCAGGCAGAGGCGCACUAUAAGGGGCAUAAACAUGCCCGGAAGCUGAAAGCCAUGGAGGCCCAGAAGAAUCGUCAGCGUCGGCUUGGGGAAGCCACGUCCACAGGCAGAGAGAAGGACCGGGAACGAAACCGAGAACGGGACAGGGAGAGGGCUAAGAGUGCUGCGACUGUUACACUCCCCACUGAGACCCUCCCUGCACUCAUGGACACAGGCAUGAUGGAGGCAACAAAUCUGCUGCCUGCUGACCUGGAGCCAGUGGUGAAUUGUGAGGCUGUGAAGCUGGGCGAGAGCCCCGGCUGCAGCAGCUCUGUGAUGCUGACCCCUGUAUCUGAGGUGUCCUCCAUGGAGCUGGCCACCCUGUCCCCCGGGCCCCAGGGAGAGGUGUCCCCCUCCUCCCAGGCCUCAGAGAGCGGUGCCUCAGACACCAGUGGCCCCGAGCAGGGCCCAGAGGCCCCUGGAACAGCCCUGGAGUCAGGCAGCCAGCCGGACACCUCCAGCACAGAGGGGGGUGAGGACGACAAGGACCCCAAGAGGAUCAAGCCACACCUUCACUGUCCCGUAUGCAAGGUCACGGUCAACUCUACAUCCCAGCUGGAGGCACACAACAGUGGUACGAAGCACAAGCAGAUGCUGGAGGGUCAGAGCGUCCAGCCGCGGCGCCGGGGGAAGGUGGUGGGGGCUGGGGGACGCUCGGCCUGCAAGAGCAAGCGCCUGGGCACCAAGGGCAGCGUGGGGGUGCCCAGCAAGAACUUCCACUGUGAGGUGUGUGAGAUCUAUGUCAACUCGGAGACCCAGCUCAGCCAGCACAUGAACAGCAGGAGGCACAAGGACCGUCUGGCAGGAAAGCCCCCCAAACCCAAGUUCAGCCCCCACAACAAGAGCCAGCCCACCUCCAGCUUAUCGAAUGUGAGAUGGGCUGGGUAUGCAGGCGGGGCCGUGUCUGCCAUGAAGAAAAUGUUCAGCCAGUACAACCUCACCUCUCUCUCUACUCAGGCCAAACUGGCCUUCCAGAAGCAGCUGACCAAGAGCCUGACCACUGGCUUCCUGCCCAGCCCCCUCACCCAGCCCACUCUGUGCACCAUGGCAACCAAUCCUCUGGCUCUGCGCCACCCGGCGGGCACCACCUUCUUUCAGACGCCCUUCCUGAGCCCCACCCUGUUCCGGCCCGCCCCAGGGCCCCUGAGGGCCACGCACCCCUCCAUCAUCUUCUCCCCUUAUUAAUGACACAGUACAGCCCCCCGUCCCUCUGAGCUCCACCCCUGUCUCCCUCUGCCAACCCCCUUGCCCUGCCUCCAUUACUGUGACCCACAUGACGAGGGCCACGCCACGCACAAACUAUGCAGACCACAGGAGCCAGGAUGGAGAUAACGGAGAGAGGCUAACAACUGCCUCUGUCAUGGAGGACACACCCCCAAGGCCCCACCUCCUCUCCACCACGCCCCAUCUGUCUGCUCUUCCUCCUGUGGUUGGUGGCCUGAGGAACAGGACACACCUCCAGGGACAGACUGGUGCAGCCAGGAGGCCUCUCUCUUAUAUAGCCAUUUCAUGGGUCGUUUUGGUUUGGAUUCUUAAUAUUAUUGUGUAAUUUAUUAGAGAACAAAAAUAGAUGUUUCUGUUUAGUGUGGUUGCCACAAAUAAGGUCCCUUUACGUGAUGCUACUCCUCAAGACAAUGUUUCUAUUAUUCAUUGGUUUGCUUUUUGUUGUUAUGGGUUGAUAUAGGGGAUGCCAGCAGGUGAGCCCAAUGCUCUCUGAGCUUGUGACUUUCUUCAGCCAUAUGUGGACCUGCAGAUCUGCAGUCCUACGGACCCAAGUCUAUGAGUGGGAUCUGUCAGAACUAUACAAACUCCUAUUUUUCCACCAACACCCUUCCACCAAGCCCCUCUCUCCCAAACCCUGUUACUGGGCUCUUGUCAUUGGAACCCAGAGCCCUGAAUUGAUGUGCAGAAUAGAUGAUUAAGCCCUUUCUCUCUCUCUCUCUCUCUCUCUCUCUCUCUCUCUCUCUCUCUCUCUCUCUCUC
Coregonus clupeaformis (lake whitefish) is the source of this 2707-nucleotide messenger RNA. Its product is annotated as zinc finger protein 385C. Gene Ontology annotation, cellular component: nucleus. Gene Ontology annotation, molecular function: zinc ion binding; nucleic acid binding. The transcript has 10 exons. The coding region runs from base 42 to 1910 and encodes 622 amino acids. Lineage: Eukaryota; Metazoa; Chordata; Actinopteri; Salmoniformes; Salmonidae. The record is from RefSeq and is a predicted model, not a curated record.